UCUACCUCGACACAGUGGUUCAUAGCGAAACCUGCAUGCAACUGAAACGGGGCAACAUUUCUCAUACUAAACCAAACUUAAUUCACGUUUAACAUUUAUUCUUAAAUCGUGAACCUUCUCCGUUUCUUCCACGUAAACCAGGAGGUCAUACGUGUACAAACCGGUGUACUCCAGUGUUUUGUUCACGGUCAGCGUGUUGUUACUGGAGGUCAGCGUGUCUCCAGCUGAAACCAAUCCGCCACACAGAUGCUUUCCCCGGGUAGGACCUUCACCUCGCUGCUGCUCAGGCCAGCUUCCAGGCUCCCUCUGUGGCUGGGCAGUGAGGGAAGAGCCGCCAGCUCUCAGCCGAAAGAGUUGAUAAAGAAAUAUGUACUGGAGAAAGAUGAGCUCCGCCCGCUCUACAUGGACUUCCAGGCCACCACACCCAUGGACCCCCGGGUGCUGGACGCUAUGUUGCCCUUCCAGGUGAAUUACUACGGUAACCCUCACUCCAGAACACACGCCUAUGGAUGGGAGAGCGAGAGCGCAAUGGAGACAGCCAGGAAGCAGGUGGCUGAUCUGAUUGGAGCAGAUCCCAGAGAGAUCAUCUUCACCAGCGGAGCCACCGAGUCCAACAACAUGGCUAUCAAGGGAGUUGCCAGGUUCUACAAGGCCAAGAAGCGUCAUGUGAUCACCACGCAGACGGAGCAUAAAUGUGUUCUGGACUCGUGUCGUGUUCUGGAGUCUGAAGGAUUCAGCAUCACCUACCUGCCGGUCAUGUCGAACGGACUGGUGGACCUGGAGCUGUUGGAGGCCUCCAUCCGUCCUGACACCUCUCUGCUCUCGGUGAUGACAAUCAACAACGAGAUCGGAGUCCAUCAGCCUAUGAAGGAGAUUGGUCAGAUUUGCCGCUCUAAGGGAGUCUUCCUCCACACUGACGCGGCUCAGGCUGUUGGGAAGAUUCCCUUAGACGUCACAGACUGUAAGAUUGAUCUGAUGUCCAUCAGUGGCCACAAGAUCUAUGGACCCAAAGGUGUCGGUGCUUUGUACGUGCGUCGGCGUCCUCGAGUGCGUUUGGAGCCGCUGCAGAACGGGGGCGGGCAGGAGAGGGGGCUGCGCUCCGGCACCGUCCCCACCCCUCUGGCUGUUGGGCUGGGAGCUGCCUGCAGCAUCGCACAGCAGGAGAUGGAGUAUGAUCACCGCAGAGUGUCCAUGCUGGCUAAUCGUCUGGUCCAGAAAAUCAUGGCCGAGCUUCCUGAUGUCAUCAUGAACGGAGAUGCAGAACAACGCUACCCUGGCUGUGUGAACCUGUCCUUUGCCUAUGUGGAGGGAGAGAGUCUUCUGAUGGCGCUAAAGGAUGUUGCUCUGUCUUCUGGGAGCGCCUGUACGUCAGCGUCUCUGGAGCCCUCGUAUGUCCUCAGAGCGAUUGGAACUGAUGAAGACCUCGCCCACUCCUCCAUCAGGUUUGGAAUUGGCAGGUUCACCACAGAAGAAGAGGUGGACUACACAGUGGCAAAAUGUAUUCACCAGGUCAACAGGCUCAGAGAGAUGAGUCCUCUGUGGGAGAUGGUUCAAGAGGGCAUCGAUCUGAAGAGCAUCAAAUGGACGCAGCACUAGACUCCUCCCACUUCCUGUUUAACUCUUGGCAGACAUCGAUGGCAAUUGAUUCCCAGGGAAAUCUGGGAAUGCACUAGCUUUCCUUCCCCGUACACAAACACGCACAAACUUCCUAUCCGACUUGAAGUCUGUUUGUACCUGUAGCUCUGUGGCUCCGUAGAAAUUCCUCUCGUUGCUGUCAGACGAUGUUAUUUUUGGAGAGUUGAUGUGGCAGCCUCUGCUUGUUGUAUGUCGUUCUGUAACACCUGAGUCCUGUAUCACAAAGUCUCUUAAUCUUGUCUGGCUCUGUUUGGGCUACCUAGCUUCACUUUCAGUUAUCUCUGUGGGUUAAUAAUCCAGCUGUCAGCAUGUUGAAAUUAAGAAAACCACUUACUGUUAGAUGAAAUCCAAACUAUGAAGUACUUGAUAUGACAUAAAAUAAAACUGGGAUCCCUCCGGGGUAAUUAUGUAACUGAUGCUAACAAGCAUACAUUUAUUUAUAAACAACAUUUAAUUAAAUACAGAGGUUGCAGCCACAAACACUAAUAAAUAAAACAGUCCAUAGAAAACACAGACGGACACAUAAAUAAUACAUGUGAGUUAAGACAAAUACGGAGUAAGAACAACAAUUUAAAUGCAACCAAUUAAUACAUAAAGGAAAAGAGAAUACAUUAGUAGUUAUGACUGGCAACCAGGCUAUGGAGGUAGCAGUGAGGUUAACUAUAGAAUGGCACAACUAGAAUACAUUAAGAAGCUGUCGUAGGAUUUAUAUUCAAAUUAUGAAAGGAAGGCUGUUAAUCGUUGUGGCACUCUGCUUGUUCCCCAUUUUUCCUGUGAUGUGAUAGGUCAGUUUUGAUCUCCUUGAAGUGAACUUGCUCUGAACUCAGUUAGCUUUGCAGACCAGCAAAGUGAUAUAACCUGAUUGAUUGUGAGCCAGUUUGUCUCACCAGAAACGUCAGGUAGACAGCUUCCUUGCUUUGUGAUACAGGCUCUUGAAAACGUGUUAAGCAGAAAUAUAAUGGGAGCGAUGAUGGGCUGUGUACUUCACUGAGGCUGGGGUCGGUAACCGAAGCUGCAAGACAGAAAUGUACUGAGCUGUCUAACUAUUUAAUGAUUCACUUGUUAUUAUUUUUUAGGCAAGAAUAUACAAGAUGAUCCACAUAUUGUCUCCUGCUCUGUUGUCCUGUAAUAGACUGUCCUCUCUGUCUCAGAACUCGAUUUACAGAUACUUCAUCAUUUUAGUUUUUCAAAGUUUUAGUUUUUUAGGAUCUGCAAUUUGAAUUAUUUGGCAAUGUCUGGAACACUCUACACGACUGUCCACUUAAUAUGUACACAACUGAUUUUUUAAACAUGACAGAAACGCUGAGACUAAUGUGUGAGGUUAUAAUGGGGAUCUGUAGGUGAUCCUGAAAGUAUACAACCCAACUGGAUUUAAAAAGUAUUCUAAAAGAUUUGUAUUGUGUUGCUGAAAUAUUUCAACUCUGUCUACUGUUACUCUCAUCAAAUACAUUAUUUUCCAAUAAAGUUCUGCUUUAUGGAUAUGCAA
Messenger RNA from Eleginops maclovinus (Patagonian blennie), 3121 nucleotides. RefSeq names its product NFS1 cysteine desulfurase (gene nfs1). Gene Ontology annotation, biological process: [2Fe-2S] cluster assembly. Gene Ontology annotation, cellular component: mitochondrion; nucleus; cytosol. Lineage: Eukaryota; Metazoa; Chordata; Actinopteri; Perciformes; Eleginopidae. The coding region runs from base 247 to 1596 and encodes 449 amino acids. The transcript is spliced from 13 exons. The record is from RefSeq and is a predicted model, not a curated record. Gene Ontology annotation, molecular function: pyridoxal phosphate binding; cysteine desulfurase activity.